Ricinus communis (castor bean) is the source of this 1149-nucleotide messenger RNA. Its product is annotated as transcription factor bHLH147. Bases 374 to 1048 code for a protein of 224 amino acids. Gene Ontology annotation, biological process: regulation of DNA-templated transcription. Gene Ontology annotation, molecular function: protein dimerization activity. NCBI's taxonomy places the organism in Eukaryota, Viridiplantae, Streptophyta, Magnoliopsida, Malpighiales, Euphorbiaceae. The record is from RefSeq and is a predicted model, not a curated record. The transcript is spliced from 2 exons.
CUCUCUCACUUCCUUUCUUCUCCACCCAAGAAAGAAACGACAUCUCACCAACUCCGUCCCGUUUAUUUUUCUUUCUCAAAAACAAAUUUUCAUUUCUUCUUCUCUCUCCCUCGCGUGAAUCGGUAGCUCCUCUUAUCUUUCUUGUUUAUAUGUGAAGAGAAAAAAGGGAAAAAUAGAGAGCUUCCUCUCCUUCUUCUUUUUUUUUUUUUUUUAAAUUUCUUUUUCCUCUCCUUAGAGAAGUACUUUGCUGAAGAUACAAGGACAAAAGAAUUUGGACAUUUAUUGCAUCAAAAAUCAAAUUAUUCGUAUUGAAAGGGAGAGAGAGUGUGUGUGUGUGUGUGUGGAAUCGAUCGAUCGAUUCAUCGAUUUUUUGAUGGCGUCAACUCUGAUCUCGAAUCAUAAUAAUCCUCUAACGACAAACACAAACAGCGAUCGCUCGAAAAGGAAAAAAAAGAAGAGAUCAUCACAAAACCAGCAGCAGGUUAAAGACAAUCAAAAGCAAGGCCAUGCUAAAUGGAAAACAGAAGCGCAACAACAAAUCUACUCUUCAAAACUCAUUCAAGCCUUGUCUCAAGUUCGGCUUACUCCUCCUUCUCCUUCAGCUCCUCGUCAAGGCCGAGCUGUUCGAGAAGCUGCUGAUCGAGCCUUAGCCUUUGCAGCUAAAGGGAGAACCAGAUGGAGCCGAGCGAUUUUAACUAGCCGGAUCAAGCUCAAGUUUAGGAAACAGCACAAGAGGCAGAAAGUAUCGGCUCCUACUGGUUCUGUUGCUGUGACUGGGAGUAACCGGUCAUUGAAGAAGCCGAGAGUUGGUGUUUUCAGGUUGAAAAAGAAGAGUUUACCGACUGUUCAAAGAAAAGUUCGUGUUUUAGGACGGUUGGUUCCCGGUUGCCGGAAACAACCUUUGCCUGUUAUUUUAGAAGAAGCUACUGAUUAUAUUGCUGCUCUUGAGAUGCAAGUUAGAGCCAUGAGCGCUUUAGCUGAAUUGCUCUCUGGUUCAACCUCAACCUCAAGCUCCGCCGCUAGUUCUGCGCCGUCGCCGACGAGUUGAUGGCUUUAUAUAUCUCCGCUUAUUAUGAUAGCCAGAUGUGAAUUUCUGGUUAUUUAAUUUUCAUUAUUAUUACUAUUAUAAUAUUUUUCCUUAAUUUUCUA